AUGCACAUUACCCCUAUUUCGACAUCUCCACGAAAAGAAUGCUUAUUGAUUUCAGGCAAAGAUCUUCACGGAUGGUCAAUGUAUGUGGAUAACGAGAGGUCGUGGUACUUGCACAAUGAAACGCAUCACAGUCGAAUAGUUGGAGGAAUAGGGAAAGGCAGCGUUAUUGGUGUGAAGUUGGACUGCAAUCGUGGCACACUCGAGUUCACCAUCAACGAUCGGAAACGAAUGUUCGAGAAAAGCUCGUAUGCGUUCAAGUGA
Molecule: messenger RNA, 261 nt
Organism: Ostertagia ostertagi
Lineage: Eukaryota; Metazoa; Nematoda; Chromadorea; Rhabditida; Trichostrongylidae
Source: the annotation of a GenBank genome assembly